UUGAAAACCUAAUCUGAGAACGCAUUUUCCAUACAAGUUUAUUAAUUUCUUAAGUCCUUCCAAAAAAUUAUCCGACCUAAAACAACGCGAUUACGCGCUCUAGUCUCGGCGAACGGAGCGGCCGGCCACCGUACAAACCCCCUUCGGUAUCUGUUGUUUAGCCAAAUUAGCAUGUUAGCUCGCUGACAGCGUUAGACCAGGGGGGAGGCACGCAAUGGAUGCUUUAAGUAUAGUUGCAGAUGAAGUGGCUUUGGAGGGGUUAGACGGGAUAACUAUCCCCUCUCUGUGGAUAAGACUCAAGGGUAGACAGCCCAAGUUUCCCUUGAAGCUCGACGACUGUACCAAAGAGCUGCUGUGGAAGUCACUGAUCAGCAACACCGACCUCACCUUUCACCUGCUCCCACGUGAGAGACACGAUGUUGAACUGUUUGACAGAUUUAAAGACAUUGACCCAGAAACAGGCAUUGAGACAACGCCAAGGGGCUUUGAGACACGGAAAAUCAUCUACCCGGUCCACAUCCUCCAAGACAACAAGGACGGGAUACAGGGCUCAUGUGAAUUCUUUCAACAGAGGAGAGAUGUCACAAAGGUCGUCCGCUCCAAGUCCCUCACCCCGUUAUUUACCUUGCAGGAGGCUUUGGAAAGAUAUGGCCGAAAGCUUGUCGUCAUGGCAUCUCAGAUGCUGCGAUUCAGGACCCUGAUUGGUAUAGAGAGCGAUCCUGAUUUGAAACUCACCGAUGACUCGUACUGUGUGCUGGAACGAGUCGGCCGAGCCCGAUGGCAAGGGGAGCUGCAAAAGGAUCUACACGGACGCUCUUUCAAGAUCGAUGCUCGCAAGUUGCACUACAUGAGAAAGUCUCUUGUCAGACAUGGACUGAUCAGCAUGCAGUCCUAUGUCACCCGAAUGAAAUCUGGACAACAGCAACACUCAAUUCUCCUGCAGCUCAAACGCUUCCAUGUGAACAGGAGGAGUAAGUAUGACUUGCUGAUGGAGCACGUGUGCGACCUCCUCGAGCACACACCUGGUCAGUUUACCACUUUGAUUGCACUCAGAGACCAACUCAACUUAAAUGAGAAUUCCUACAAGCGUAUAUUUCAUUACAUGCGAGCUGCCAAGUUGGUUGAGUUUUGCUCGUAUCCUCUGGAGGACUUAGACCCCAGCGCAGGGCCCUGCACCAAUAGAAAAGGGAAGAAAGUGCACGUUCGCUGCUUGAAACUGUUAAAACCGUAUUCAAAGAAGGGUGUUGCCGAUGAUGACGAUGAUGAAGACGACGAGGAAGACAAUGACUCUGGAUCGAGGAGACGAGGUCUGCCUGCAGAGGGGCGAAUCAUGGAGACUGAUAUCCUGUCACAGGCCUAUCAGAUGGUGUUGUCCUCUGGUACAAAGGGGAUCGCAAAGACUGCUAUUGGGUUGAAGAUGAAUGUUGGUAAGCUUGAAUCCCGAAUGAUCUGCCGAAGCCUGGAGAGGGCUGCUGUGACUAAGGGAUUCAUGGUGGAUGAGGGCCGGCAGAGGACGACAAAAUAUAUCAGCCAUAAGUGUGUGGGGGUGAGUGAUCAACUCCAACUCUUUGCUAAAGAGCAGGAGCGCUGCAAGCUGCUCUCUUCUUCCGGGACUCACACAUCUGAUGGUGCUCCCGCCACCCCUAAAACACCAUCAACUCCAAAGUCCAGAGCAAAAGGAAAUGAUCAAACCUCGGCAAAAAAGAAGACUCCUAAAACAGGUAAAGGUGGAAAUGAAGAUGAGGAAGAGACUGGGCCGAUGUGUGUCAAUGAAGACUCGGGUAAAGGAAGAGGAAAAGGAAAGACAGCAGGGGGGAAAAGUAGUGCGAAAACGAAUCAGAAACAACCUGUGAUCCCUGUUUCACAGCCUGCAACAGCUGAAAGUGAAAACACAGACUCCAGUAAAGUCACUGCUCCAGACUCAGUUUCCAAUACCAGAGCCGAACCAGGUCAAGUUGAGGGGGAGGAGGAAGAAUCCAACUCAGAUCCCGCAAGUCCUCUUCCUGAGAGUGACGAGUCGAAGUCAACCGAUAAACCAGCAGAAAACAAUAUUGAGGUUGUACAGGACGCUUAUGAGCUGCAGGCUCCUAGUUGUGUCACAUGGUCCAAAAGAGCUUUGGAUCGGUCUCAUGAGACGUACCGCAUGCUGAAGAGGAAGAACCUCAUCGUUGAAGCUGUCCGCAACUUGAAAAUCAUCGAGGGUACCUUUCCGAUACAGAAGAUGAUUAAUGAUGAAGAGAAGCAGGACGGGCUCAGUACAAAGUGCUGCAAGAAGACUAUUCUGCGUCUCAUCCACAGUCUGUCCAGGGAAGGCUUACUGAAGAUUUACAUGACAACUAUCAUACAGGACGGGAUCACCAAGAAUAUUCAGAUGUAUGUUCACCCGUCCGUUCAGCCCCAAGAUGACAUAGUGAACCGAGUGAUUGAACAGGUCCGCUUCAGGAUCUCCAGCUCUUACACAGCCAGUCGUGUGCAGCAAGCUGAAGACAAAGCCAAACAACAAGAAAAAGACAAGAAGAAAUUAAGCAGCGAGGAAUUCAAGCCCACAACAGUUCGGGGAUUAGGCAAAAGCCUUGGCUUCCAGCCUAAGAUGCACCGUCUGAGGGUUAUUCACAACUUCCUCUGGUACCUGAUAUACGGGCACCCGCUCAGCUAUAACGCCUCUGACUCUGACUCAACCAAUCAAAAAUCGGAAAACACAGAAGCACAGUCAUCUGAAACCCCUGCCUCAGGCUCUGUGGACCCCCAAACUGCAGAUAGUUCAUUGUCUAAGUUGGAUGUUUCAUUGUCGGGGAAUGAAGAGGAAGAGCAGGAAAAAUCUGAACCUGGUUCCUCUCAGUCUGACAUGACAGUGUAUGCUGAAGAAGAGUCGUGGAGGAGAUUUAUGCCUCCUGUCCGUGUGCGCAAGGAGUUUGGCACUGGUUGGGCAAUGGUGGGCGACGUGCUCCUCUGCCUGCCUCUCUCUGUCUUCAUUCAGGUCAUACAGAUCAAUUAUCAGGUGGACGGACUGGAGGAAUAUCUCAACGAUCCAGUGAAGCAACACCACCUGGUUCGAGCGCUGCCUGCCAGAAUCAAAAGACAGCUGCUUUACAAACGGAAAUACAUCUUCUUAUUCUUCGAGAGCCUGCAGAGGCUGGUCUACAUGGGUCUGCUGCAGUUUGGUCCGGUAGAGAAGUUCAAGGACAAAGACCAGGUGGUUUUAUACUUGAAGCGCAAUGCCACCAUUGUUGACACCACCAGUGCUGAACCUCACUACUGGCUGGUCACAGAGUCACCAGACAAACCGUUUGAGAGGCGUCGCUACAUGUUCAACACAGCUGAAGAUGUGGAAAACUACUGGUUUGACCUUAUGUGUGUCUGCCUCAACACACCACUGGGGGUCAUCCGUAAUAAGAGAAAUGCAGCAGAGGAUGAAACGGCUCCUUCCUUUGUACAUGAUCGCUACGUGUUUGUGGGACUGUCGUACUUGCUAAAGGGCAGCCGUGAAAUGUGUGACGAAGGGUUAAUACCAGGUGAUGCUAAAGGAGCAGGAGGUCUGCACUCGGAGUUCUUUGGGCAUCUGAAGCGAAACUGGUUGUGGACCAAUCACCUACUCGCUAUCAAGACUACACCAAGUGGUCUGGAGGCCAAUACCAAAAUCCGACUGAAGAGCUUGCUGAGUAGAAAUGCUCUCAGGAUUGCAGUAAAAGCUGGAGGAUCUACUACACCUCGAUUUGUGACCACCAAGAGGCCACUGAUGCUGGAAAAUGUGGAGGUGGGGUUAGAGCCUGCAUCCAGAAACAAGCAGGUGGUCGGAGGAAAGAGCCAAAAGAGGAAGAGGAGCAAAAAGGAAGUCGUCAAAGCGCCACGCAAGAAAAAGAAAGAGCCCAAGAAACGUACCCCUGCCCACGACGAGGCUGACCACCGAGCUUUGAAAAUGAUGACCAGACAGAGAGUCCUCUGGUCGGUACAGGAAGACUCUCUGAUGAUGCUCUGCAGCGUGGCUUCACAACUGUUCAACAGCAAGUUAAAAAGGCCGUUUGUUGCUCACUGCGUGGUAAGAGAUCUGCUUCACACAGAGUUUGAGAUGUCAGCCGAUAAAACAUCUGUGGCAGUCGGACGUCGCUCACGAUACAUCCUCAAGAACCCUCAAACACUUCUAAACUACAGGAUCUGUUUGGCUGAGGUGUACGAGGACAAACCUCUGAUGAAGCUGUUAGAGGAAAAAAAACCUGCUGAUCCUGACAAUCCAGAGGAUUGUGCGACAGCGUUCUCUGAGUACGUCAGGCUGCUCAGAGAGAAGUUCAGCUCUUCCCUGAGUGCUCGUGAAGCGGUCCUGCCUGACACAAAGCAUCAGCUCUUCUCACGGUUCAGGGUCACAGCGAUAGAAAACCGAAAGCAGAUAUCAUGCAAAGACACUCUCAGCGGCACCAAUGACAUUCAUGCCAUAGUGUUGCAUAACUUGAUCCAGAGCACUCUGGCCAUGACCAACAUCCAGAUGAAGUCCUCAAGAUCCUUUCAGACCUUCCACAUGUACAGUAAGUAUAACCAGGAGCUGCUGUGCGAAGUGUUCAUCCAGUGCAGGAAGAGAGGUCUGGUCAAUCGGCGUCGCGUUAAUCAGCCGUUUGGACCCAAGAAGAAUCGGGCGCUGCCCAUUCUGCCGAUGUCCUACCAGCUGUCCCAGUCCUACUACAGGUGUUUCUCGUGGCGUUUCCCUCACUCUUUGUGCACCGAUGCUUUCCGCUUCUUGAAGAGCUUGACUAACAACGGGGCAGGAGAUGACAAACCUUUCACCAUGUUCUAUCAUGAAACUGAGAACAGGUCAUUGCAGGGGGAGGAAGAGACGGAGAGAAAAGUUUCUGAACGGAAAAAAAAGACAAGCGUAGGGAAGGAAGCUAGCAGAUUGGUGAGUGAGCCAGAGAAAGCAAACGGUGACACAGCAAAGGAAGGAGGCAACGACCAAAGAAAAGUGGAAGGAGAAGAGGAGUCCAUGGAGGUACAUGAUGAAACAACAGAGACAACAAGCAAAGCUGUGAAACAGAAAGACCAAGAAACUUCCUCGACAGCCGAUUCGGCGGAAGAUCCAUCCAGCAGAGAGCAAACAGAAGAUCAUGUGCCUGAACCUGCUUCCUCAAACUCCUCACCUGAAGCUUCAGAGGAGCCUCAAGAUGUGUCGGACAUGCUGCGAUUCUCCUUAGACUCCCCGGGCGGAGCCUGUGUGCUCUCACUCAGCCUGAUGUCUCUGGGACUGCUGAGCGUGCACCUGUCCAUUCCAAAACGGAUGGUGGUGGUCGACAGCACCAUGGUGGACAAUGAUGUUGUCAAGAGUAUGGGAGUUCUGGAUGAAGAUGAAGAGGAUGAUGAUGAUGGUGAGGACUGUGAUGGGAAAAAAAAACUUGAGGUGAAGGCCCAUCAAGCGUCUCAUACCAACUACCUGAUGAUGAGAGGAUACUGCAGUCCUGGCAUAGUCAAACUACGUAACCUCAACACCAGUGAUAACAUCGUGUUGGAAUCAUGUAAUAUGAGGUUGCAGCUACGUAACUCACCUGCUCACUAUCUGUUCACUCAGGAGAUUUCAGACCCUCAUCCAUUGGACUUGAGUAAAUGUGGCCCAUCACUGGUGCCCUCCAACCUCACCUACUCCACCUGCUCCUCCAUUUCCUCUCCAUUCGAUGUGAGGGCCUGUGAGAACCAUUUGACUGAGCAAAGAGGAUACACUCUGAAGGACAUAGAAGCCUGUGCUCUGAUCAGAAACAGCUUAGAUGAAUCUGGUGAGAAGGGCAUAGAUAUGCAGGAUCUCCACAAGACUGUCUUACACCUUCAGCAGCCACAGUGUGGACACACCAGGAGCCUGCAGCAGUAUUUGGAGGAGUUACAAGAAGAAGGCCAGGUGGUUAAAGUUGGGAGUUUGGGCGUCCGUUGGGUCCUCACACAGCACGCUGAUCCGUGGCUGCUGACUCUAAACUCUAAGCAAUGGUCCCAGUCACGGGCCUCAUCAGACAACCUCCCCUUCAUGCGCAAGAGAUGCCGGCGAGGAACGCGACGUGAGAAAGAGGAACCAACUGCAAAAAAAUCUGCUGUGGAUGGUAGAGAGGGGGGUGAAAGGGAGGAUGUAGAGACAGCAUCCAGUGAUGUAACAAGAGAGAAAAUGGAUGAGGAAGAACAUCCAGAAAAGCAAAACGAGAGUCCAGAUGAGGAGAUUGAAGAGAAAGAGUUGAGCAUAGUAACGGAGGGAGGAAAACAGAUGCAGCAUGAAGAGAAAGGAGAGGAGGAAGCACAACAGGAAAAGGUGGACACUGAGGAAAGGCCGGGAAAUACGAGAGAGCUUAGAGCCAGAAAGGGCAGUACAAAUGCUGAAAAGGAAGAAGAUGAAUAUGAUGAUUAUGAAAAUGUGAGUUUCAUCAGCCGGCCGUGGAGAAUGGUUGACGGGAACCUGAACCGGCCGGUGUGUAAGGGGAUGCUGGAAGGCCUUCUUUACCACAUCAUGUAUCGGCCUGGACUCACACAGAAGUCACUGGUGGAACAUUACAAAGAUAUAUUGCAGCCAGUAGCAGUGCUGGACCUAGCAGAGGCACUCGUAAGCAUGGGCUGUGUAACUAAGAGAACUCUGGUAAAAGCUCCUAAACCUUCGCUCUUCGCAAAGUCAAGAAGUGAAAGACUAAUGAAGAUUGAAGAUCCAGAUACUGUGUUUUAUGAGCCAACCAUCAGCUGUUGCCUCCGGCUCGCUCAGUUGUUUCCCAACGAACGACACUGGAACAAUUGUUUACCAUGAGAAUAUUCAGGGACCUCAAAUGGCUUGCGCUUGUUUUACUGGACCUGGCUUGGAAGUUACACAGCAGCCAUUUUCCUUGUCAAAUAACACUCAAUGUUGAGAGUUUAUAUGCUAUUAAAAAGUUGGACUGCUGUGUGACAGGUUUUAAAACCUUUAAAGGAGUCUUGCAAAUUGUCAUAAUUUCACUGCGGCAAAACAUAGUAAAAUUUGAAGGAAUAUCAGGCUAUAUUUCAAGAUGAAAAAAUAUAUUAGAUAACUAAAUAGCCGCAGUUAAACGUCAUUACAACUACUUCCUAGCUUUCCUCACCAUUUGAUAGAAUUACACAAUAAAACAGGCUAGUAUGUUUAACAGACUUAGCAGUUGGUACCUACUGUAAUAGGUUAUAAAGAAUGUUGUUUUAACUUAAAAAUCCAAAGGGCCAUCUUAGAAAAAAAUAAAAGAUAUUUGAUAACAUACAAGAUACUAAUAGCUAAAUCACAAAAGCUAAUGCUAGUAUUAAACAAUUACUGACUAACAUAACUGUUAGUAAACUAGUCAUACUGUUAGCUAGGUAACAAUAACUUUGUUACCUCAUGUUAGCGUUAGUAACCUAUCCUGUUAGUAUCCUAUUGUGUCUUGUAAAACUAUCAAACGGAAAUGAUAACCAGUAAGUGGUUGACUGCUAAUGUUAGCUGUCAUUAAACUGUCGCUAAUUAGCAUGCAGCUAAGUUAAAAAAUAAACAUAUUUAAUAACCUACAAAAUACAAACAAGUAAGUCACAACAGCUAACUGGUAUUCAACAAUUCCUUGCUAUCAUAAAAGUUUGCUAGUAAAACAUUUCCUACCUAUUCUAUCCUGUAAAACAAGCAAACACAAAUGUUAAGAAGUUGUUGAAUGCUAAUGUCAGCUGUUACAUUUUAGCAAACACGUUUUAAAAUAUAGUGUUUUAACUUAAAACACUCCACUGACUCCACAUCAUUUGUCAUUUAUUGGUGAUAAAUGAUGAAAUGUGAAAGGACAAUUUGUCAGAUUCUAUUUGUUUAAACAAUUUGCCAACCAAGAACACAGCAAUACAACCUCAUAACAAAGCAUUUGAUCUUCCACCAGAGUUUGACGUCAGAGGCAAAAAAACCAUCAUGUGAAUAUGGCGAAUGGGUGCAUUAUAAAGCUAUAGAAGUUUAAGCAACAAGUUAAAUAAUGUAAUUUUACAAAUACGUUCAUGUCAUUAGCUUCUUUGAAAGAUAUGGUAUAUCUUCUGGUUUUACAGAACUUUUGUUGUAAAUAUUUUAAGUUUUGUGUUCCUGUUUCUCUUAUCAUAUUAUUACCUCAAAAUCAUUAAUAAAAAUGUCACAUAA
This is a messenger RNA of Labrus mixtus (cuckoo wrasse), 8086 nucleotides long. Its product is annotated as general transcription factor 3C polypeptide 1. Gene Ontology annotation, molecular function: DNA binding. Bases 215 to 6751 code for a protein of 2178 amino acids. Gene Ontology annotation, cellular component: transcription factor TFIIIC complex. The transcript is spliced from 40 exons. Lineage: Eukaryota; Metazoa; Chordata; Actinopteri; Labriformes; Labridae. The record is from RefSeq and is a predicted model, not a curated record. Gene Ontology annotation, biological process: 5S class rRNA transcription by RNA polymerase III; transcription initiation at RNA polymerase III promoter.